Messenger RNA from Dicrocoelium dendriticum, 481 nucleotides. Lineage: Eukaryota; Metazoa; Platyhelminthes; Trematoda; Plagiorchiida; Dicrocoeliidae. The record is from the annotation of a GenBank genome assembly.
AUGUUCACGUCAACAUGCUUACUACUGCUUGCAAUUGCGUUUGCGCCAUGUCAACUGGAGCGUCAACAUGUCAUAAUGAUAACAGGAAUACUAAUCAAGGAUGGCAAUAUGUUACCAUUUACAAGUGAAAAGGAACUGGAAGACAAUCCAUCAUCUAGACAUGUUGAAGAUAUCUGUAUAAAGUAUGACAAGACGGUGAGUACCGAGAAUAGGUCGAGCCUCAAGAACUUCACUUGCGUGGUAUCCGGUCCACACUUGGGACAUUUGGAAGGGGAAUUUGUCUUACGGUUCGAGUCAGAUAAAGUGGACGUCAGCACAUUAACAAAAGAAGGCUUGGAAAAACGAAACCAAGAAGGAACUGGUUACUUCCUUGCGGAAUUGCAACUGAAAUUCUUGAAUGCUACAUCCUAAUAUCAGUACUAAAGUCAUGUAUUAGAAAUCGAUGAUUAUGUGCUAAUUCAUGCUGAACCGAAAUUAUUUA